AGCAGGCUUAGACUGGGCAAUCUAUCCUGAAUCCUAUAAUAAACUAAAAUGGCGGAGUACAAUCGGGAGCCUUGUCCCUUUCGCAUAGUCGAGGAUUGUGGUGGAGCCUUCGCAAUGGGCGCCUUGGGCGGAGGAGCCUUCCAGGCGAUAAAGGGGUUUCGAAACGCUCCCUCCGGCCUAAAACACCGAUUGAGCGGAGGACUUUCGGCGGUACGGGCUCGAUCCGGCCUGGUGGGCGGUAACUUUGCGGUAUGGGGCGCCACUUAUAGCGCCAUCGACUGUUCCCUGGUUCACUUCCGGAAGAAGGAGGACCCGUGGAACUCCAUAAUUAGUGGGGCAGUCACCGGGGGCAUUCUAGCUGCUCGAACUGGACUAACCUCCAUGCUCAGUAGUGCUUUGGUGGGCGGAGCUCUUCUGGCCCUUAUAGAGGGCGUGGGCAUUGCGGUGUCCCGUUACUCGGCGGAUUCCUACCGCCAGGUGUCGCCCGUCGAGCGGCAGGACUUUUAUAAGCAGGAGCUUUUACGGCAGCAAAAGGGCGUUUCUCCUUAUGAAGGGAUUGAUUCUUCGGCAUUGUAGAAUUCCUCGCUGCGUCAUCGCCUGGUCGUCGCUAGCCAUCCGCGAACGUGGAUCGACGAUUGCAUACCAAUUUAUAAAAGAUUGCUUUGAUUGUUCAAAUCUGAUACUGGCGGCAUUCCCAUUUCAAUUUAAAUUCAAUUGUCGUACAGUGCAAGUUUUAGAAUCAUUAAUAUAUUUUCCUU
Molecule: messenger RNA, 758 nt
Organism: Drosophila erecta
Lineage: Eukaryota; Metazoa; Arthropoda; Insecta; Diptera; Drosophilidae
Gene: Tim17b1
Product: probable mitochondrial import inner membrane translocase subunit Tim17 1
Exons: 3
Coding region: 49-576 (175 amino acids)
Biological process (GO): protein import into mitochondrial matrix
Cellular component (GO): mitochondrial inner membrane; TIM23 mitochondrial import inner membrane translocase complex
Molecular function (GO): transmembrane protein transporter activity
Source: RefSeq, a predicted model, not a curated record